AAAUCACAUGACCCGAGCCCGUAGCUACUUGUAUGAACACAAUAUGGCUGUCUGGUUGUGGAGUUAUUAUUUCUGGCUGUUAUAUAUAUUUGCUGCGUUGCUUGAACAGUGCUUUGCAGAGAAGAAUACAAUACUAGAUAACCCCUCUUUGCAGGUGCUGGGUUUCCGGCUGGAGGAAUCUGAGAGAAGCCCGGUGUCCAUGCGGGAGGGGGUGAUUCGAGCCCCACCGGGGGCCACUCUUCGUCUGCGGGUAUAUGGUAUUGGCUUAGAAUCGGAGACGUGGCCCUGGGUUCGCAUCUCCGAGGAGGGCGGGACAAGGGCGGAGUCAGGAGUUACGUGCCACAGUGAGGACUUGUCUGUGUUGCAAGACUUUGAGGUAGAUGGUAACUACACAGGGCUAGUAACUAUACGUGCUCCACUGAAGAAAGAUACCGGUUUUGGGAAGCGGUACUGCAUAUGUAGUCGGGUGGGCCCUGGGGAUCGCUGGAUACCACUUGGUGGAAGGAAUUCAUUCCUGCUACAGUUGGAGGAAGGACCUACACUGGUGGAGCGGGAGGGACUCCCACUGUGGGCUCUUAUCCUUUGUAUUGCACUUCUUGUGAUGCUCUCUGCCCUCUUCAAUGGGUUAAAUUUAAGUCUUCUGUGGCUUGAUCCACUGGAGCUCUAUAUCAUUCAAAACUGUGGCUCAGAGAAGGAGCGCAAGGGUGCAAAACGCAUCGAGCCUGUGCGCCGGCAGGGUAAUUUUACCCUCUGUUCUUUGCUGCUGUUAAACACAUUGGCUAACUCUGCACUUGGGGUUCUUUUUUACUAUGCCUUCAACCUUAUUGCCCCAGCUGUCUUUGUUUGUGCUGCGUUUUUGUUGCUGGUGGCUGAAAUUCUCCCCUAUGCCAUUAGUUCCCGUUAUGGCUUUUAUUUAUCUACCAAGACCCUGUGGUUGACACACAUUUUCAUGCUGCUUACUUUCCCCAUUUCUUUUCCUCUUGGGAAGUUGCUGGAUGUAAUAUUACAACAGGACAUCAGUACCAACUUUGUGAGGGAGAAGAUUUUGGAUAUGUUGAGGACCACUGACCCCUAUACUGAGUUUGUUAAGGAGGAAUUCAGUCGGGGUGCCUUAAGGAAUAAGACUGUAGAAGAUAUACUCACACCGCUGCAUGAUUGCUUCAUGUUGAGUGCAGAUACAACUCUUGACUUCAAUUCCAUGUCUGAGAUUAUGCAAAGUGGCUUCACACGUAUUCCUGUCUAUGAAGAAGAUCGGUCCAAUAUUGUACAUAUCCUUUACUUAAAAGAUUUGGCCAUGGUUGACACAGAAGACUGCACACCCUUGAGCAGGAUCACAAAAUUCUACAGCCAUCCGCUUCAUUUUGUCUUUAAUGAUACUAAGCUGGAUGCAAUGCUAGAAGAAUUUAAGAAAGGUAAAUCUCAUCUGGCCAUUGUGCAGAGAGUAAACAAUGAAGGUGAAGGUGAUCCAUUUUAUGAGGUCCUAGGUUUAGUCACCCUUGAGGAUGUCAUUCAAGAGAUAAUCAGAGCAGAAGUCCUGGAUGAGUCAGACACAUAUGUUGAAAGUAAAGUGAAGAAAAAACCUGCUGUUACAGAUACCCCACUUGAACGCAAGAAAGAAGAAUUUUCACUAUUCAAAAUCCCGGAAGAGGAGUUGAAAGUUAAAAUUUCAACUCAGCUCUUACUUGCCACCCAGCGUUUCUUAUCAAGAGAGGUGGAUUUAUUUAAUCCAUUGCGCAUCUCUGAGAAAGUUCUGCUCCACCUCUUGAAGCACCCCAGUGUCAACCAGGAGCUGAAGUUCAAUGAAAAUGAAAAAAUGGCACCAGAUCAUUUCCUGUACAGGCGCAACCAUCCUGUAGACUACUUCAUUCUUAUACUCCAGGGCAGGGUAGAGGUCGAGAUUGGAAAGGAAGGUCUGAAAUUUGAGAAUGGAGCAUUUACUUAUUACGGAGUAUCUGCCCUGACUGCCCCUUCAUCAGUUCAUCAGUCUCCAGUCUCUACUACAUUCCUCACUCGCCGAGACCAGAUGGAUGUCGGAGAUGCCUCUAACUACUCAAUGUACUGUCCUGACUACACAGUUCGAGCACUCACAGACCUGCAAUUCAUAAAGGUUACCAGGUUUCAGUAUUUAAAUGCACUAAUGGUGUCAAGGAUACAAGUCUCACCACAGUCUCCAGAGAGCAUUGAAUUGAAGACUUUGCCCAACAGUCAGACCAAGCUUCUUAACAGCAAGAAUGCAGCAACAGUGGGUGAAGACGAAAGUCAUACUUUCUUGGGGUCGUUCUUUGGUAACAGUUUCAGCCAGUUGUUUCACAAAGCUCUGGAAAAGUAUGAGUAAACAGGACCUGAAUAUACUGGAGGAAGAAAGCUCUGGUUGGAAUCCCAGUGUCUGACAAAAGUGAUCUUCAGUCAGGAGUCUACAGAACCAGCUGGAGCUGCCUGUUCAUUGGCACCUGUAGCUUGUCCUCACCAUUCUUCUGCCUGGUGUUCGUCAGUGCCACGUUUUAGAUGGUCUCAUAUAUUUAAAGAUGCUGAUUCUUAUAUGCUGUAUCGAGGAGUAUGUAUGUGAAUGCCUCAUGUGGUCAUAUGGAGAGAACUGGAGCAUCCCCAUGUGGCUUCUAUGCGUUGCAUGUGAAAAAUGUUCUGCCUCACAGACUGAGAAAAUAUGGAUUGCAUUUUUGCUAGAAAUAUGGCAGAAGUUGCAUCUCAUGUGAGUGACUUGUUCCUUUAGGUUUAUUAAAAGAGUACAUUCUGAAUCUUAAGCCUGAUUUUAUAUACUUUUCAGGUCGUGUUGCACAUGUUAAUGAUUUCCCCUUCAGUAUCCUGCAAGAUCUGUCCCUUUUAAGGAACGGUUUCAUCUCUUCAUACAGACCCCAGUGCCUGGCAGCAUGCACAGUAUUGUUCCAUUACUAAGUGUGAGGACCUGGAUCGCUGUUUCAUUCUUUAUGCUGCUCAUUGAAAGAGAAGUUCUCAAGUAUUCUCAGCAGUGUGAAGCUUGAUGUGCCAUUUUUGUGUUAAGGUUUUGUUUGUUUACUUUUAUAAUUAGAAAUCCCAUUCAGAGAGAGAUUUGUAUUCUUUCUUGGUGCUAUCUGUUGUUUGUCACUCCAGAUGGGGAUCAGUCUGACUGAGAAACAUUGUUCUUGAACCCGAGUUGAUUAGAUGUGUUCCAUACCACUCCCGUCUUGGUAUUUUGGUAGUGUUUACCUUGAAGGCAUGUUACUUCCCAUUCUCCUUUAAAAAAGUUUCCUGUAAUAUGUCCGUUAUAGUCUUGCCAUUGUGUCCAUUUGUUGUCUGCUUUUUUUGCGACCAUUUAAUGUGUUUGUGUGUGUGCAACACACAAACUGAUUCUGAUAUUGCGUAUUGUGAGACCAUGUGUUUAUUUUCUUGUAGCAACACAACUACACUUACAUAUUUCUUCAAAGCAAAUAUGACAGUUGUAUACAGUAUAACCUGCUGAGACAUUAUUUUGGUGUUGGUGUGUUCAGUGGUGGCAUGCACCUUGUCUCUAGUCACUUGCAUAUCAACACACUUCAGAGCAGAGUACUUCUUGUGUAAUAGAAUAUGUGGGAGUAGCUCAAAGCCAAAGCAGGCGAAAAUGAGAAGGUCUAAAGUGGCAAAGACCAAAUAUGAGGAAUGCCACAAAACUUAUUAACAAUACCCCAAAACUGCAAAAUAAGGAGGCUUUGUUGUUAGCUUGGCUCCAAAAUUGCAAAAUAAGAAGGCUUUGUUUUUAGUUUGGCUCCAAGUAUUUGUGCUUUCUCCAAGAUGUAUGUAGUUUACAGUGUACAGAGUACAGUGGAGGAGACUUGCCUUUCUGCAAAUGCUUUUUUUUGUGUUUACUUUUCCAGAACUCACUGUAUAUAUAAUUUUAAUUGAUUUAUUUUUUUAUGUAUUCUGGCAGAUCCACAAAAAUAGGUUAUUUGUCAGACGUGUACCGCAAGUAAAAAGCCUCACUAGAACAUAUAUUUUGCUAAAUUUCCAGUCAGGUGUCCAAGUUCGUUCACUGGCUUUGAAGUGUCACACAUUUUCAGAGUUCUGAAAGCAGUGGUACAGAGUAUUCAAACUCCGUUGAUGGUAAUUUAAAUAUUGUGUUUCACUGUGCUUUGUAUAACUUGUUGAGUGCAGAAAUCUGUAGCUGCUGUAUAUUAAUCUCAUCGAUUUGUUGAUUCUCUUGCAAUAUAUUUGCAUCGUGUCAUGUAUGUAUGAUUGAGUAACAUUCUGCUAUCAGAGCCAUAAUAGCAGAGCAAGUUAAUAUUGCAUGUGCCUUAACAGCCCGGAACUAGAAUUCUUUUACUGUAUCGUGCUGUCUUCUGAAGUAUGCUGCAGUACCUGCUUGGUAUCAGCAACUUAGUGCCACACCUGUCUUGUAUCAGAAACAUAGUACUGUUAUCAGAAAUGCUACAGCUUUCAUUUCAUGUGCAAAAUGUGGUAUCAGAAAGAUAAAACAUUGGUGCUACUUGACAGACGUGUCAUUGCUGUAAUGACAGAACACUGCAGCAAGACUGUGAUGUUAUAUGUUUUCUGUGGGAAGUGUUAGCUGUCUUAUGUAUCACUUAAAAAGUGACUGCUGUCAGACAUUAUCAGAAAUAAAUGAUGAAGCUAGAACUUACUUCGGGGAAAACCAAGUCUGGGUAUCUGUAGUAAGUCCCCCCCCCCCCCAAAUAAUGUGCACAAGAACAUGGAGGGUACAGUAUGAGUUGGAAUGUAAAUGAGGGAAUCGUGUCCCCCCCCCCCCCCAUUCGGGUUGUGAGCUGAUGGAACGGCCUUUUAUAGGCGAUUACAUGAUGUACUUGAUAGACAGCUAUUGGUCUUGGAAUACUAACUUGUGCCAACCAACAGAUCCACAUUAUAAUCAUGUUACUGACAGUGUUUUCUUUUCAGAAAUGCAGGUUUUGUGUUGCUGUGGUUAACCAUUGGGAUAUUGUCUGAUUUGAUUGAAUCGAUCAUAUGUUUUCCAUUGUCAAAAUCUGUAUUUCUUAAAAAAAAAAAAAAAAAAGACAGUGAAAUUUGUGAUGCACUGAUCUGGGAUCCCUGCCUGCAGCCUCAACAGGCUGCAGGACAAAGAAAAAGAUUCAGAAUAAAGAUAACUGUUUACAGUGUCAGAUCCUGGCUGCAGCUAACUUAGCAAAACUUAACAAAAAGAAAUAAUGUCCCCUUUCCACAGGAAAAAAAAACAAUCAAGUUAAGUGUUUAAGCAGGUCUUUAUUCAGUGAUGGAUGAACUUUUUUGUCUGAUUCAAAACUGACGAUUGAUUAUCAUUCCAGGAAGAAGUACCAGGACUGCCUCAAUAAAGAGGGUUUGGUUGGUGGAAAAUUUAAGCCACCAUUUUUAUAGCCAUUGGAAAGGGGCCACAUGGUAACAUGGAGGCACAAGGUACAGACCGUUUUGACUGAUGGUGGCACAUUACAUAAAACAUUGUCUUAUGUAUAGAAGAUGAUGUUUUGGGCUGUAAACUUCCAACGUCUAAACAUCCAUUAAAUCUGAACCCUGAUUUUCCUUUGAGGAAACAAAGUUGAUUUACAGCUAUUCUAGACAUGCAUCUCUCUUGGUUUGUUGAACUUUUUAAAAUUGUAGAUUUCAUUGACAGAACCUGAAAUGACACAAGAAUUUCAGGUUCCAAAACAGAGACCUUCUGUGUUGCACAUCGCUGACAAUUGGAAUAUAUGAAAAGCAAAGUGACACUUUACUUUCAAGGCACUCUCAAUGUUAAAGUGUUUAGAAAACCUGGGGAUGCAAGUCUCCCUUCUGUAGGCCAUUUGUAAACCACUAUGGAAGCAAUGGGUCAUAAGUGUGUUGAGUGGUAGCCUAAAAUGUAGGAUGAAUGUUGAAAUGCUGACCUGGUCAAGCAGGUCUGCUUGAUUUAUACCUUCUACUUGUUAAGCAACAUAGUAGUGACUUCCAUAAAUGGAGGUGGGUAGGAAGUGAACUAACAGAAGGAAAAAUUGUUGAUUUGCUAUCACAAUAUAAAUAUUUUAGAAAAAAGCUGUAUGUUCACUUGAGUUUAAAAAUUGUUCUUACAUUGUAAAAGUUAUCCUUAUUGUUGUGUGUUAUCUGAGCUUUUACUUGAAUGCAAGAUUUCUAUCUCUGCACUUUUAGUCCUCCACAAAAGUAUCACACAUAGCCUAAUUACAAAUAAAUGACCUACAUGUAUGUGUGUAGUCACCCGUCACUGCAAGGAAAUUCAGUGGAAUACAUCAAAUUGCAGUAUAAGUUAGAAAAUCACAGAGGUGACCAGUUGGAGAUUUAUACCAAAGGCCUUGGUUUAAAAAUCUAAGCAAUUUUUUGUCAGGUACAACUCUUGAGCAGCUCAAGUAGUUGGUGAUUGGCAGGGGGGGAGGGAGCUACUGUUUGGAACAGUGCAAAGCCAGCUGAUGUACGUCUGACAUGGCUACAUGGUCAGGUGUAAGGACAAAAAUGAAGUCUGACAUGUACUGUCAUAGUAGUUCCUCAGACAGCCAUAUUUCCUCAAGCCGUUCCAUUGCUACAUUGUUUUUAAAGUAGACCAAUUGGUUCCUCGGUCACUUUGAAUCCAUGUGUUCUUGUCUUGAAUGUAAUUAUUAUGCCAUUUAUUUUUUCAGUUUGCAUUCAAGAAUUGCAGCUCAUAGAUUUUAGUAUUUUCCUCCUUUUCUUACACUUGUCCUUCCAGGAGCCUACAUUGUGGCAUACAAAAACAGUUGUGUGGCGUGCAUUUGAUAUGACAAAUUAACUUGAUGCCACAAAAGACCCUGAUAAGUUGGUAAGAAAAGAGGUGAUUGCUAGACAUACUAACACUGCAUUUCUUAAUCCCUUUCCCUCUCUUGCUUACCCUGUAGCCUUAAUUGACCAGCCUGAGUGGCAGAGAACCUGAUGUUGCCUACUAACUCACUUCCAAGUGCACAUCUGUUGGACAACAUCAGGAAAUUCUGCCUUGUUUUUGUUCCAUUUUUUUCCCAUUUUCAAAAAACAUUGGAAAAAGGAAUGCUCACGCACCCUUUCCUGCCAGCUUUCUUUUUGAAAUUUGUUGGCUCUGAACAUGUUAGAUCACCAUUGUGAAACCUCUUGUCAUUCAGUGCCUUGAGGGUGCUUAUAGGUUAGUUUUAACCUGACAGUCUGUGGCCUUCACAAAACUUGAAUGCAGUAAUUGCAUGUUGGCAUUUAUAUGUAUUCCUGUAUAGUCCAAUUUCCUGCCCUAAAUAGAGCAGUAGAAAUUUAGAAUCCCAAUAUUGUCUUUAAUGCUCAGGACAUAUAUCAGGUUUAUGGUGUGAGAGGAAGGUGCCCAGGCUUUUGGUAUGCUGGCAGGACGUAACAGCUGCCCUUGGUUAUCCUUGGCAGGUUGUUAAUCUGUUAGUAAUACUGCAACAGUGAUCAAUCAGUCGUCUACUGUACUUAUUCCUUUGUCCAUUUUAAUAUCUCAUUAUACCCUUUAUGUGGUGCAUCUUUGUAUCAUAUAAUUCUUUCUGCCUGGGUAUCACCAUCAAGUUUCAUUGGCACAGUCUAGUACAUUGUACAAUACCAGACUGUACUUUCUCAGAACCACCUUCAGAAUCUGGAAUUACAAGUGUUCCACACUCCAUACCCUCCAGUGCCUCAUGAGGGCAAUGGAAUCCUGAGCCUUCUUUGUAUUUGUAGUCUUUCUUUGUAUGUAUAUCAUUUUUUGGAUAGUCCACUAUUGGUGCCAGUGUCAGAUAUCUGCAGGAAAUCUCUAGCUGAAUACACAGUAGCAUCUUGACUUAGACGUUUUCCCCUUCCUGAAUCUUGACGUUGGAACUUUGGACACAUCUUUAGUGGACUGUCUGCAUCAUUUUUCUUUCUUGGACCAGUAGAAUCCUCUAGAAGGUCAUUUUUCAUAUUGUUGUCCUCGCAAUACAGACAACAGUUAGUGUUGUACAAGCCUUGAUUGAUAGUCCUGCCUCCAGCUGGUUCUUAUUUGGCCCAGCAAAGUUUUGGUUAUUUGGAACCUAAGCAGAUGAAGAUGAGGAAUAUCAAGCUUUCAUCCUUUCCAGAAAAGUUGACGAGUAGGGGAAUAAGCAUUUUCUCAUAACCUUUCUCUUGUCUUUAAUUCAUGAAGCAGAUAAUUGUGUAGUGGUGUAUUUCAUUUGACAGUUUUCUUCCUUUUUGGAUCCAAGCAAAGAGUAACCUCAUGGAGCAACAGUCAGUCAUGGUUGGCUUGAGUCGGGUCUUUGUGUAUCAACAGUAUUUACUUUCCUACCAGGUGUUAGCUUCAUAGGCAAAGAAAGCUAAAGCCCUGACUAUGACCCAGACAACUUGAGUACAGAUAACAACUCCGGCACCUGUUGGACCUGACUUGAAUAAAAGAGGGUUGACAAGGCAUUGCUGCCUGAUUGCCUAUUCUUGGGGAAGAGUGUAUGUUUGUGCUGGGGGUACAGCUGGUUCACAAUCCCAAGUGGUGAUACCAAGCCCAUGACAGAGAGCCAUUGCUUCAGCAAGGUGGCAGGCAGAGAGGAACAAAUAACCACAAAGGUGGGGGCAUUUUCCCUUGUUAUACCAUUACAUACCCCCUGCAUGACAUAGCCCAGCACUUUGUGAAUAAGAAAACCCACAGUACAAACUUGCAGUAUGAUGGCUCCUUUCCUGGACCUAUCCCACUCAGAAGUGUGUGGUAGAAAGAAUUCAGAAAACUUCACCACAGGGAAUUGGAGGCUUCUCUAUUGGUAGGCCUGUCUCAGAAGGAAGACAUCCUCCCCUGUGUUGGUUAAACUGGAGUACUGCUGCAAUGUGAGAAUCUGAGGAUGCCAGUAUUACGAAGCUGGCCACAUGCAUGUGAAGAAAAAAAGUUAAUGUCCUUCUUUGUUCUGGUUUCUGGUCAAAAGGAAGGUAGGAUAGUAAUUAGAUGCACAGUUUCUGGAUUAGAACAGGCCAUUUCCUAUGCGUACAUACUGUUUCCUUUUAAUCUCUCUAAAGCUGGCCAAACUGGGUGCAGACGGAAAUGUACUUUUCUUUUGGAAGUCAGCAGCUUUUCAGUCAGAAGGACAUUUUCCUUCUUUCAGACAAUUGAUAAUUUUGGGUCUCCAAUCUUUAACAUAAACCUGAUACUUUCUUGUUUUUCUAUUGAUGUCUUGGAGACAUUCUGACUGUCUAGGAAAUGUAUGAGUUCUGUGUGUGCUUUAAGUGCCUUUUCCUUUUGAGUACAGCAUAACACCUUUUAUCACUAUCUCACCUGUUGUUCUUGGAUACCUUUCCUAAUUUAGACAUUUGAACAGCUUUUGCCUGAACUACCAAACCAUUAGGAUGCUUACAUAAUGUGCACUUUCCUUUAAUUCGCACAUGAUCUCCCUUCUGUGAAACACAGGUAAAGUAAGCAUUUUUGAAUGGUAGUAGUUUAAUUUAUGCAUCUGAUAAAAAAAGUCUGACUUUGGACAUUGAGAUUUGUAAUUGAAAAUCAUUUCCUUUUCACACACUGAAGGGUAAUUGCAAAUGUUUAUUGGGAAUGCUCUGUUCUUGUUAGGCAUCAUUUUAAUCAGAAACAUUUCUGAAAUUAUCAUGGAACAAAUUUCACUGCAAGAAACUACACAUAGUAUUUCAUGUAUAUUAUAUCCCUUUAAAGAAAUAAUCGGUCUUCAUUUCCUUCCCAAGGUGGUCCUGAUGGUGUUCUUUAACCAGCCUUUCUAUCUGGUUUUCUUUCCAAAAGCAGAUAAUUGAGUUGAAUGCAUCUUCCCCUGUCACACAUAAAAUGACAACUUUAUCAUAUAUUUUCACAAAAUAAAAAAAAUUAAAAAAAUCA
Messenger RNA from Protopterus annectens (West African lungfish), 9718 nucleotides. RefSeq names its product metal transporter CNNM3-like. Gene Ontology annotation, molecular function: transmembrane transporter activity. The transcript has 9 exons. Gene Ontology annotation, cellular component: plasma membrane. Lineage: Eukaryota; Metazoa; Chordata; Ceratodontiformes; Protopteridae. The record is from RefSeq and is a predicted model, not a curated record. Gene Ontology annotation, biological process: magnesium ion homeostasis; transport. Bases 8 to 2335 code for a protein of 775 amino acids.